Molecule: messenger RNA, 1589 nt
Organism: Hymenoscyphus albidus
Lineage: Eukaryota; Fungi; Ascomycota; Leotiomycetes; Helotiales; Helotiaceae
Source: the annotation of a GenBank genome assembly
UCUUCCCAUUCCCCCGCUUCCCCUAAGGCUAUUGAUCAAGCCACUUCAUCCAACCCAACCCCAACCUCAACCCCUCAUUCCCAAAUUUGCACAAUUGUACAGUACACCCUUCAUACAAUUCAUAAUACCUGCACCUACUUCUAAAUCCAUACACAACCCUCAAAUGCCUUCACGAAGACGUCGUCAAGUUGUUUGCUCUCCUCCCAUGAUCCCGCCCAACCACUAACAUUCCCUAGAUUGAAGAAGAAUCGGAAGAAGAAGAUGAACGCCCAACCCAACGCGUAAGAGGCCGGGUACAAGCCGCAGAUUCGGACGAUGAAAGCGAAGAGGCUGAGGAAGGCGAGGGGGUGGACGCCGGUGGUAAUGGUGAGGCCGAUAGUCAGGAUCAAGUAGUCAAGAAACUUGUUCGAUAUGCGCUGGCGUGUGAAUUUCAACGUCUUCCCAUCAAGAGGACGGGUAUUCCGGAGAGAGGUUAGUAGGAAUCAUUUCAAGAAUGAGAUGCGCAAAUACUAAAUAUGUUAGUUCUGGGUAACAACAAGAAAGUUGGCUCCUUUAAGCGUGUUUUUGAGGCGGCGCAGAAGAUACUGAGAAGUAAAUUUGGGAUGGAGAUGGUGGAGUUGCCUGGACGGGAAAAGGUUUCAUUGAAGGACAAGAGAGGUAUUUUCUUUACGCGGUACUCUCUAUUCUUCAUGGUCAUUCUAACCCCUCAUAGCGGCCUCAAAAGCCAAACGCACAGCCAAGGCAACGACAUCCUCAUACAUCCUCAUCACCACAUUACCCAUCGCAUACCGAGUUCCCGAAAUCAUUGCACCCUCCCUCAUUGAAAGCGAGGAAGAGGAGGCCGCGUACGUGGGUCUAUGCACAGUCAUCGUCUCAUACAUCUCCAUGAACCCAAAUGACGCAGUCGCGGAUCACAAAUUCAUGAGAUUUCUACGACGACUGAACGUGGAAGAAAACACGCCUAUUGACAAGACCACUGUGGUGCUGGCUAAAAUGAUGAAACACGGAUACAUUUGGAAGUUUAAUGACAGGCAGGCGGACGGCGAGGAACAAAUCGAAUGGAGAGUUGGACCAAGAGGAAAAGUCGAGAUUGGCAAUAUGGGUAUUUCGGGAUUUGUGAAGACUGUCUGGGGCGACGAUGCGCCUGAGGAUCUUGAUAAAAGGCUACAGAGAAGUCUGGGGAUGGAGGUUAGAAGCACUGAAGCCAAUGAAGCUAAUGGAGUAGAGGCGGCGCCAGUUGAGGAAGCAAAUGGUAGAGCUGGCCCUUCUCGCAGAAGAAGGGGGGUUGAUGAUUGAGAAAUGAUAUUUUCGACUUGUCCUUUGUACUUUGCGCAUAAGGCGCAUUGUAGCUUUUCUUGCAAGAACAUUUUCUGCCGUUCUUUUUUUGAUGUAUACCCUGAUUUUCCUCUACUUGUUCGCAGAUUGUAUUUCAGAGCCAAUAGAUGCCAUUGCCAACUCCCAACUCUCGACCGUGCCAGCGCUUGCGCCUUUCUGUAUAAAAGUUGAGGACACCCUUGUACGGAGUAUCUGUGAAAGAAAGCUGGCUCUAACCAUACUUUCUAUCAAUCCUGAACUUCCGGCGGUUUUCC